Odobenus rosmarus divergens (Pacific walrus) is the source of this 517-nucleotide messenger RNA. RefSeq names its product 60S ribosomal protein L12-like. The transcript has 3 exons. The record is from RefSeq and is a predicted model, not a curated record. NCBI's taxonomy places the organism in Eukaryota, Metazoa, Chordata, Mammalia, Carnivora, Odobenidae. Bases 83 to 517 code for a protein of 144 amino acids.
GGCUUUCGGCUCCGGGAGGCAAAGGUGCAACUUUCUUCGGUCUUCCUGAAUCCGGGUUCAUCCGACACCAGCCACCUCCGCCAUGCCGCCUAAGUUCGACCCCAACGAGAUCAAAGUCGUGUACCUGAGGUGCACCGGUGGUGAAGUCGGUGCCACGUCUGCCCUGGCCCCGAAGAUCGGCCCGCUGGGUCUGUCUCCAAAAAAGGUUGGUGAUGACAUCGCCAAGGCAACUGGUAAUUGGAAGGGUCUAAGGAUUACGGUGAAACUGACCAUUCAGAACCGACAGGCCCAGAUUGAAGUGGUACCUUCUGCCUCUGCCCUGAUUAUCAAAGCCCUCAAGGAACCACCAAGAGACAGAAAGAAGCAGAAAACACAAAGACAUAUGGCCAGACUUUUGCUUGGAGAUAUUUUCAAGUGUGAGUCCAGACGCCACUUGGUAAAUAUCAAGCUCUCACGUGGUCUCAUUGAAAGAGAGGGAGCCUGCAUGGCAUGGACCUGUACUGAUCCUCCGGGGUAG